UUAUUGGGGGACAGAAUUGUCAAUGUUACUGCUACGAUACUUUUUGUUUUUGACACCUGUGGUCAAAUCAAUAUAUAUUGGUUACAUGGCUAAACGAAAAGGACAUAAUUCUUCAGAAAUCGAAAGGUUGAAAUCUCUAAUCUUUGCGGAUGGCAAAAUAGCACCCUUCUAUUUGCGCAUGGGGGGUACCAAGACCUGUGGAAUGUCCCUCCUUUCUGAAGAAUGGGCGGUGACAGCAGCUCAUUGUUUGGAGACUUUUUCAACUAGUGGAAUUGAGGUCAACGCUGGUCUGUUCGAUUAUCGAACCGAUUCAGAUGGCACCUUUUCGCAUGGCACCAUUCAGACAAGAGAAGCCGAAAUGACUUUUCUUCAUCCUCUCUAUGGAAAAUUUACUGGUACUAAUAACGAUGUUGCUUUGGUUAAAUUUGCACAGCCAUUUGAAUUUAAUGAAAAUGUAACGAAGAUUGACAUUGAUGACAAAAUUCCAAGUACAGGCGAAAGAGUAACAAUGGCCGGGUUCGGAAGGACAUAUCAAUCUGGUACAAUGAAGUUGCGAUACAUAACCCAGCCUGUUCCAGAACAACGCCUUGUGAAUGCAGCUGCGGUGGACGACUCUAUCUUUUGCCAUGGUAGAAACGGAAUGAAGGUGAACUUCGCAGGUCAAGGAGAUUCUGGUGGUCCUGUGUGGAUAGUUAGGGACGGCGUUCCCAAACUGGCUGGAGCCGUCAGCUACGGGCUGAUACACAUUUGGAGGAAUGCGUAUACUUGUAGCGCUGCUCUGCCAAAGAUGCAUUCUUGGAUAAAGGAGACUAUGAAAAGAAAGAUAACACGGUUGACUCCGACAAAGUCCAAGCAAGUUUUCUCAUGGUCAAACAAAGGGAGAAAUCACGACAACGAAUUCAUUAUUUUUGACUGUGGUAACUGUACUGUUUCAAUAAAACAUUUUGAAUGGGAUUUUGGAAGGUCCGAAGAGAGUUGUCAAGGAUCAUUUAUAGAGAUUUAUAACGAGGCAUUCAGGACUAUAAAGACAAAGAGUGGCAUAAUGAAACUCACUCCUAAUAUGAAAAAGACAGAUUAUUACAACGGUUGGAAUCUAACAGCUCCUUUAAAGAUUAACAUCUACGGAACAUUCACCCCUGGUCGUGGUAACAAUGUCAAAAUAAAGUUUAAUUAUAGACUUUUCGACGAAAAACAACGUGUUUAUGAAACUGAGACAUGUGACGGUCACAAGUCGUUUAGGUGUGACGAAGAAAUGGACUGCAUGGACAUGAGAGACGAAAUAGAUUGCAAUUACAACGAUACUAUACCGGAAAAGCAAAACAAGUACACUGUGGGGUGCUACCCAGAUGAUUACAAGUGUCCCGGAGAGAGCAAGUGUAUCAGGCAAUCCCAGAUCUGUGAUUUUGCCGAGGAUUGCAUAUAUGGAGAGGACGAGUAUAGAUUUAGGGACAAUUCGAGCUACUAUUGUAAUUACACGAAAGUUUUUUAUUCCCACGCUACGGGAAUAGGAUCAAUUAUUUCUGGGAUUAGUGUUGUAUCGCUGUUCCAUAUGUGCGUAUACCUUUGAGGAAAUUUAUUCAGUACAAUGUACAUGUAGUAAUGUUAUUAAUAUUAUUUAUGCUAAACAUACAUGGUAAUUUCGUUGGCACUCAGUGGUUUUUAGUGCGAACUUUUCGUAUAAGUCAAGUUCUCUGUUAAAUAUCAUUUUUAUUUUUACAUAAGCUUAUUUAUUAUUUAUUUUGAAUUCUGGUAUCUGUAUUAAUCAUAAACUUAUAAGAAUUUUCAUAAUCAAAAUAUACUUAA
Messenger RNA from Bolinopsis microptera, 1803 nucleotides. Its product is annotated as ovochymase-2-like. Gene Ontology annotation, molecular function: protein binding; serine-type endopeptidase activity. Gene Ontology annotation, biological process: proteolysis. NCBI's taxonomy places the organism in Eukaryota, Metazoa, Ctenophora, Tentaculata, Lobata, Bolinopsidae. The record is from RefSeq and is a predicted model, not a curated record. The transcript has 12 exons. The coding region runs from base 23 to 1567 and encodes 514 amino acids.